UUCAUUUUUGUGUGAAAGCAGUUUCAUUCCGUCACGGUGGCGAAAAUGUCAGAGAAAGAAUCAGAAUCGGAAUCGAUGAAAUUAGGUUCAGAAGAGCUUUCGAGUGAGUUCAAAACUCUCGUUAGUUCCGAUGAUCUUCGUUCCUUAAACCAUCUACAACACACAAUAUUGGGAAGAUUGCAGGAUAGUAAUGCAGUGUUAUCACAUUUCAAUGAUUUCUCUCAACAUUGUUUUUCUGAGAUUUCUGGUGACAUGGGAAGAAACACUCGUGUGUUGAAGUCUAUCAAAACCGAUCUUGAUUAUAUUUUUCUUAAACUUAGGAACAUGAAGACAAAACUUUUGACAACUUAUCCAGAUGCAUUUCCUGAAGAUUCAAUGAGCACAGUUAUUGACAGGAGACCGGAUCUUGAAAUGCCCAAGUAACUAAUCUCUAAUGCUGUUAUUGAACACAAACUUUAGAACAAGUUAUAACGAUACACAUAUUUUGUAUUGUUUUCUUGUCGAAAAGAAAAUUCAUAUCAUUGGCAUUA
Messenger RNA from Trifolium pratense (red clover), 530 nucleotides. Its product is annotated as kxDL motif-containing protein 1. The transcript has 3 exons. Gene Ontology annotation, cellular component: BORC complex. Lineage: Eukaryota; Viridiplantae; Streptophyta; Magnoliopsida; Fabales; Fabaceae. The record is from RefSeq and is a predicted model, not a curated record. Gene Ontology annotation, biological process: lysosome localization. Bases 46 to 423 code for a protein of 125 amino acids.